UAAAGAAUCUGCCUGCCAGUCAGGAGAUGCAAGAGAUGUGGGUUCAAUUUCUGGGUUGGAAUAAUUCCCUCAAGUAGGAAAUGGUAACCUGCACCAGUAUUCUUGCCUGAAAAAUUCUGUGGAGUCCGAUAGGCUCCGUGAAGUUGCCGAGAGUCAGGCACAACUGAGUGACUGAGCGCACACACAUUACUAAUGAGGCCACAGUUUUUGGUCUCAAAUAUACUUCUGCCUUUGUCCCUUUACUUUACUAAUGUCUCUUUAGAUACUUGAAAAUAAUUGAGAGAUCUUUGGAAAAAUUAAUGUAUUUUCCAAAUACUGUUUCACAUUGAGUGUAUUAUUCUAAAACACAAUAAAUGUAAAUAACUAUGAGACUAGCUUUUCCAGGCAUUUACCCUGUGAUCAGUGUCAGACAUAUCACUCUUUAGGAAAUCUUGAAGAAAUUCACAACAAUGAAAAAAGGUGUGUUUUCGCCAUUCAUUUCCUCUUUCUUGCUUUUGUUCAGAGUUGAAUAGUCAAGUAGUUAUUGAGGAAAACACUAUUUUAAUAGACUGUUUUACAGUGUGUGCUUUUAGGUAAGUAAUUUGCAAAGUACUGUGUUAAAAACUGGAGUUGUACAGAUGCCUUUUAGUAGCUGCGUAUCUGAGAAAUUGUGAUCUUACUGUUUGACACUGGAUCUUUCAAACAAUAAGCUACACUGAGUUGUGUUAUCUUGGUAGCUCUAUAUAAGUAAUUUCCAAAGGAGAAGGUAUGCUGGUAUGAUAGUAAUUCUAUAAAUAUUUCAGGUAUAAUUAGUAAAUCAGUUUGGAUUAAGCAAAAUAAAUAAAGGCACAAAGAAAAAAAGCAAUGAUUUAAGAGUGUAUUCAUAUUUAUAGGCUUAUGGGUAAUGGUCCUAUAUUGAACGCUGUUUUGUGGUAAGUCGCUUCAGUUGUGUCUGACUCUGUGCAACCUUAUGGACUGUGUAGCCUGCCAGGCUCCUCUGUCCAUGGGAUUCUUCUGUCAAGUGGCACCUACUAAAUGAAAGCCAAAACACUCACCAGUCAGUGGGGGAAGAAAUACCAUACAAAUAAGUAACCCAAAGGAGGCAUACCUAAAAAAUUGAAAACCAACUGAAACCUUGUAUCACCUUGAAGUUUUAGACUGAUUAUGUUUUUCUAUCGAAACAUAAAUAUCUCUGUCACCUUUCCUGUUACAAUCCAGUGUUCUCAGAGCCCCCCUCUGCCAAUUUAAAUAACUGUCUUAAUUUACUAAGUCCAGUAACAUCUGAGCAUGGGACAGCAUCUGAGCGCCUCAGUCCACAGACCAGGUGUGGUAUGCAUAUGGAUUUACAGAUGCCCUCAGAAAACCACCCCAUAGAUUAGGGACUGUGAAGGUCUCUUAAUUUACAUAUGGGAAAGUGAAACCUUGAGUGGUUAAAUCCACAGUCACAAAUUAUGACUUGCAGAUGGAAUUUAGACCUACAGGCAUGUUUUGUUUGGCCUGUUAGGAUGCUUUAAAACUUUUGAGCAAACAGUUAAAAUCAGGAAAAUUUUAGCUUCUCAUGAAAAUUUAGAGCAUCUGGCAUCGUUGGACUGAUAUUCCUGUAUGACAUCAAUUGACUAGUGUUAUGUUGUAACUCCUUCUUUUUCAUGAUUUAUCUUUCUCUGGAUUUAUAAGCCUUACAAUUCCCUCUUAUCUUACACCUGUUUCAUUUAUUCAUGUCACCUGCCUUGCCCUUCUGAAAAUUUUUGUUGUAUAGCAAGUCAGAGGCAGAGCAAAAAAUAGAAACUUUUAUUCUGACCCCUAAGCAAUUGUAGGUUCCUGCCUCCAUUACUCAGGUGUUGGUUUAUAAGCCCUGGAUUCUAAUCCUUCCAUUACCAUUGACUUGCCCCGUGGCAUUGAAAAGGUCAGUUAACUCCUGUGAUUUCAGUUUUGAUAUCUGUCGAAUGAUCAUUAUAAACAUUUUAACUAUGCACAUAAUUUAAAAAUCUAACGGUUUAUGUACAAAGCAGCUGCAUAAAGUCAUGGUUAAUAUUUUGUUAGAUUGCUUAAAAAUAUUGCUUCAGUGUGCCUCUUGACCACUGUUAAUACAUUUAAUGCUCUGCCUCCUACAGGAUAAAGUCCAGAUUUGUUUGCCUUACAUUCUUCCCUACCAUUUGGUUCCAACGUACCUUGCCAAAGUAUCUUUUACUUUAUAUGGAAUGGAAUGAAAUUUCAUUCAUUCAUCAUUCAAUCUCUACCCUCCCUUCAUUCUUUUAUCCCAUAUAUAUUGAGCACUUCUGCUGUGCCAGGCACUAUGCUGGCCCCUGAGGAUUACAGAGCUGAACAAGAAACAUUCUGCCUCUAACAUUCUCAUACUUAAGUUUUAAUUUUAGGCAGAUUGAUAUAUUUUGUAUCUUGACUACAUCUUACGUAGGCUUGCCUCCUUUGCUCACACUAUUUGUUCUUUUCUUUCGUUAUUUCAUUCAACAAAUAUUUAUUGACAGUUGUAUCAGGCACUGUUCACUCGGUGUUGAUUUUAUGACAAAGUUCCUGCUCCAUUGUAACUUACAUUCUUGGGGAUAUAAGACAUUAAAUAAAUAAACUCUUAAUAUAUGCCAUAAAGCCUAUGAAGUAACUGUAGCAGCCCAAGGAAGAGAGACAGUAACAGUAUGUGGGUCAUAGUGCUAUUGUUUUAGAAGGAAUGAUGAAAGACAGCUUUUCUAAUAUGAUAUUUGAACUGAAGGAACUGAGGGCGAGAUCCAAGAAGGUAUUUGGGGGAAGAGUAGUUCAGGAAGAGGGUGCUUGAUAUAUUCAGGGGACAGUGAGGUGGUCAGUAUGGCAGGGUCUGAGAAAGUCUCUCCUACCUAGGAGGUGAGUUCUGUGAUUCUGAAGAGCAUUACUGCCUGUGAUAAGGACCUUGGCUUUUGGCUCUAGAAUGAGUUGUAUCUCCUCUGAGUUUCUGUUUCAGAUUCCUUUGUCACAUCGUCCUUGGCCAUCCCUGUUGACAGUGGUUUCUUCUUCUGUCUCUUGGAAUGCUGUUAACCACGUAACUCAUUUGUUUAACUGACCAAGGCAAAUGUCUGGUUGUCUUCUUAUAGGUCUUCAGCUCUGUCCUAACUUCUUUUAACUUCUUCUAGUGUAGGGACUUAGUUUUAUACCUUUCUAUCCUAUAUGAUGUUUUGCACUCCGUUGAGACUUAAUAUAUGUUUGUUUUGUGAGGCUCUGACCUCAGAUAUCAGUAGCAGGAAUUUGAAAGCAAUGUCUAAGAAGGAAGUGAAAGGACUUGGUGAUAGAUUAGACAUAGGAAUGAUGUUAAUUAAAGUUUUAGUUUGUGAUCCUAGAAGAAUAACAGUGCUAUGGACAGAUACAGGAAAGUUGGGAAGAGAAACUGAUUUUGGGGAAGAUUAAUGAAUUGGUUUGAAGUUUAUUGAACUUCCGUGUUAGUAAGAUAUCCACGUUAAGCUGUGAAGAAUGAUUUGGAUGUUAGAACAUAUACAGAAUAUUGGUGUUAUUUGUGACUCCAGCCUGCAGUAUGUAAUUUUAAGAGCAGGGACAGCCUCUUACUCAUAUUUCUAGUGUCUGGAACAGCGGCUGGCAAAUGAUAGGUGCUUACAUCAUAGGCAGUUAGUAGUUUUAUUGAGCAGAGCAGUGAGGCUGCUGUGUACCUGUGAUGCAGAUUAUGGCUUAAGCACUAGUGCUUAUUCCUUCAGCUGUAAUUGCUGAUAUUACUUUUUUUUUUUAAGAUAAUGAUUUCACCAUCAGAUUUCAGACUCAGGCUUAGAAAAAAAGACAAAAAUAAUUUGUUUUAAUUAACUGUUUUGGGUAUUUUAAUGACAUUUGUAUCUGAUAUUGUUAGUAUCCAAUCUGCUUAUAAUCAUCCCCAUCAGUCAGUCCUGCCAAUGCAUUAUAUUAUAGAGCUUUGAGAGUAAUACAUUAAACGUGGUUGGAACAAUGGAGUGAUGGUACAUCAGUUGUUUUUAUUAUGUAUAUCAGUUAGUAUUCUAGUAGCUUACAUUACCCAUUAAUUCCCAUCUAUCAAAGUAGCCUCAUGGUGAUAAGAAUUACUAGAUAUGUUGGAUGACAAAUAAUAGAAUUACACUGUAUUUUGUAUUUGGAGAUGUAUCUCCUUAAGUAGGAUGGAAGCAUUUUACAGAUGCUGCAUGAAACUUAAUCUUAUAGCAAUAAUAAAAUCAGUGCUAAAUUUAGAGAAGCAGAGUCUACUUUUGAUUAAAAUUUUAAUCUUGUCAAAUACCUUAAAUCUUUUUCCUUUAAGUCACACUUUUAGAUUAUAUAGCCCUUUGGUCUAGAAACCUUUUCUAUUUCUUUUUUCCUCUUGAUAUAACUCACAAAUCAAGAUCUUUUGAAAUGGUCUCCUGCUUCUGUAGUUCUCUUCUGGCUCUGAUUCCUUGGGAGCUGUGAGGUGCCUCUGAAACUGUAUGCUUUACUUUUUGCUUUGUAGCAGAUGUCGUGGCACUAAGACCCAGAAACCAUUUGCUCUGUGUGGCUGGAGCUGGGCAGGCUGUGCUCGCACUGAAGGGAAGGAAGUCAUUAGUGCAGACUGAGCUGUGGAGUUGGGUUCUUGCAGGAUUUCCUUCCAGCCUUUCCCCACUAAGGUUCUUGGGAAUUAAAAAAAAAAAAAAAAAAAUCUAAACACACAAACCAAGUUUUCCUAUUUACAGUGUUAAGGGAAGGUAGACAUUUCGGGAAGGGUAGAUCCUUUCCCCAAGUUAUCCAAGAAGGAAGAGAAAACAGCGCAAAGAAGCUCUGAUUACAGAUCUUUGGAAUUUUCUUUGCUAAAUUUUACAAACGAGAAAUACACUCAGAAUUUUGGGAAUUGCUCCAGGCUGCGCGUGAGGGUUUGAUUGCUUGUCUAAUCUUUUUUUGAGAAGAGGAGAAUUCGUCAAAAGGGGUUUGGAUGGCAGGAACCCGACUGGGUUUCUGUAGCAGCUUGCGUUCUCCGGCUCUUGUCUGAGGGAGGGUCUCUGCGCCGGCUUGGAGACCCCUUGCUGCAGGCUCCUUUUGCGGGCGCUGGCCCGAGGGGAAAAUGCUCCGCUCUGGCUGGAGUACACUGGUUGCUGCUGGGACUUCCUAGCCCCGUGGGGAGCGUGUUCCUGGUUUGGGGAUACUUCAUUGAACUGAAGGCGAAAAGACUGGACUCUCCUGGGCUCUUUCCCUUCGCGGUGAAUAUGGGAAAGAAUUAGGGGGUGGGAGGGAGGCAGCAUGACUUGGAGUCGCCGCUGCCCUGCAUCUGCCCCCAGCCCCCAGCCAGCAUCUUGAUGUUCCACAUAUCGGCUGUACAAAUAUGAUGAAAUGGCAGCCCCGGAAGAAGGCAUACUUCCGACAGGGUGUUGCCCUCCAGUACCUCGGACGUCAUGCCGAUGCCCUGGCAGCCUUUGCAUCUGGGUUGGCUCAGGACCCCAAGAGUCUCCAGCUUCUGGUGGGGAUGGUGGAAGCAGCCAUGAAAUCUCCCAUGAGAGACUCCCUCGAGCCCACUUACCAGCAGCUUCAGAAAAUGAAACUGGACAAGAGCCCCUUUGUGGUUGUCUCUGUGGUUGGGCAGGAGCUCCUGACAGCUGGCCAUCACGGGGCCUCUGUGGUUGUCUUAGAAGCCGCUCUGAAGAUUGGCACCUGCAGCCUCAAGCUGAGAGGUUCCGUUUUCUCUGCACUGAGCAGUGCUUACUGGUCUCUCGGGAACACAGAGAAGAGCACUGGAUACAUGCAGCAGGACUUGGAUGUAGCCAAGACCUUAGGUGACCAGACAGGAGAAUGCCGAGCUCAUGGGAACCUGGGCUCUGCAUUCUUCUCCAAAGGAAAUUACCGGGAGGCUCUCACUAACCACAGGCAUCAGUUGGUGCUUGCCAUGAAACUCAAGGAUCGAGAGGCAGCUUCAUCAGCCCUGAGCAGUCUGGGCCACGUGUACACAGCCAUUGGAGAUUACCCCAAUGCACUGGCCAGUCACAAACAGUGUGUUCUUCUCGCCAAGCAAUCCAAAGAUGAGCUUUCUGAAGCCCGAGAACUCGGCAACAUGGGAGCUGUGUAUAUUGCCAUGGGUGACUUUGAGAAUGCUGUGCAGUGCCACGAGCAGCAUCUGAAGAUAGCCAAGGACCUGGGGAACAAGCGAGAAGAAGCCCGGGCCUACAGCAAUCUGGGCAGUGCCUAUCACUACAGGAGGAACUUUGACAAGGCCAUGUCUUACCACAAUUAUGUGCUGGAGCUGGCGCAGGAGCUGAUGGAGAAGGCCAUUGAGAUGCGGGCCUACGCUGGCCUGGGCCACGCUGCCAGGUGCAUGCAGGAUUUGGAGAGGGCCAAACAGUACCACGAGCAGCAGCUGGGCAUUGCUGAGGAUCUCAAGGACCGGGCUGCAGAGGGGCGAGCAUCUUCCAAUCUGGGAAUCAUACACCAGAUGAAAGGUGAUUAUGACACCGCACUGAAACUCCACAAGACCCACUUGUGCAUCGCCCAGGAGCUGAGCGACUAUGCCGCCCAGGGCCGCGCCUAUGGAAACAUGGGCAAUGCCUACAAUGCUCUGGGCAUGUACGACCAGGCGGUCAAGUACCACCGGCAGGAGCUACAGAUCUCCAUGGAAGUGAACGACCGUGCCUCACAGGCAUCCACGCACGGGAACCUCGCCGUGGCCUACCAGGCGCUGGGCGCCCACGACCGGGCCCUGCAGCACUAUCAGAACCACUUGAACAUCGCCCGGGAGCUGCGAGACAUCCAGAGCGAGGCGCGGGCUCUCAGCAACCUGGGCAACUUCCACUGCUCUCGAGGGGAGUACGUCCAGGCCGCCCCCUAUUACGAACAGUACCUCCGGCUUGCUCCUGACCUUCAAGACAUGGAGGGAGAAGGGAAGGUCUGCCACAACCUCGGCUACGCCCAUUACUGCCUUGGAAAUUACCAGGAGGCGGUAAAGUACUAUGAGCAGGAUCUGGCCCUGGCCAAAGACCUUCACGACAAAUUGAGUCAAGCAAAAGCUUACUGCAACUUGGGCUUGGCGUUCAAGGCUCUGCUGAAUUUCAGCAAAGCUGAAGAGUGUCAAAAGUACCUACUGUCCCUAGCCCAGUCCCUGAAUAAUUCCCAGGCUAAAUUUAGAGCCCUGGGGAACCUGGGUGAUAUAUUCAUCUGUAAAAAAGAUAUCAAUGGUGCAAUAAAAUUCUAUGAGCAGCAGCUGGGCUUGGCUCACCACGUGAAGGACAGGAGACUGGAGGCCAGUGCAUAUGCAGCCCUGGGCACUGCAUACCGAAUGAUUCAGAAACACGACAAGGCCUUGGGUUAUCACACACAGGAGCUGGAGGUAUAUCAGGAGCUGAGUGACCUGCCGGGAGAGUGCAGAGCUCAUGGGCACCUGGCCGCAGUCUACAUGGCCCUGGGGAAGUACACAAUGGCUUUCAAGUGUUAUGAAGAGCAGCUGGAUCUAGGGCAGAAGCUGAAGGACCCAAGUCUCGAAGCCCAGGUCUAUGGCAACAUGGGCAUCACAAAGAUGAACAUGAAUGUGAUGGAAGAAGCCAUUGGCUACUUCGAGCAGCAGCUGGCCAUGCUGCAGCAGCUGAGUGGGAACGAGUCUGUGCUCGACAGGGGCCGGGCCUACGGCAACCUGGGGGACUGCUACGAGGCCCUGGGUGACUACGAGGAAGCUAUCAAGUACUAUGAACAGUAUUUAUCUGUUGCCCAGAGUCUGAAUCGCAUGCAAGAUCAAGCCAAGGCUUACCGAGGCCUGGGAAAUGGACACAGGGCAAUGGGGAGCUUGCAGCAAGCCCUGGUGUGCUUUGAAAAGAGGCUCGUGGUCGCCCAUGAGCUCGGGGAGGCCUUUAAUAAAGCCCAGGCCUAUGGCGAGCUGGGAAGUCUGCACAGCCAAUUAGGAAAUUAUGAACAAGCCAUUUCCUGCCUUGAACGCCAGCUGAACAUUGCUAGAGAGAUGAAGGACCGAGCUCUGGAAAGUGACGCGGCCUGUGGCUUGGGGGGUGUGUACCAGCAGAUGGGGGAGUAUGAUACAGCCCUGCAGUACCACCAGUUGGAUCUGCAGAUUGCCGAGGAGACCAAUAACCCCACGUGCCAGGGCCGGGCCUACGGGAACCUGGGCCUGACCUACGAGUCCCUGGGCACCUUCGAGAGAGCCGUGGUCUAUCAGGAACAGCACUUGAGCAUUGCUGCACAGAUGAACGACUUGGUGGCCAAGACGGUGUCUUACAGCAGCCUUGGAAGGACGCAUCACGCUCUGCAGAACUACUCCCAGGCAGUCAUGUACUUGCAGGAAGGUUUAAGGUUAGCAGAGCAGCUGGGCCGAAGAGAAGAUGAAGCCAAAAUUCGCCAUGGUCUUGGCCUCUCCCUCUGGGCGAGCGGGAAUCUGGAGGAGGCCCAACAUCAGCUCUACCGGGCAUCAGCCUUGUUUGAGACGAUCCGACACGAGGCGCAGCUGAGCACAGACUACAAGCUCUCCCUCUUCGACCUGCAGACGUCCUCCUACCAGGCCUUGCAGCGAGUGCUCGUCAGCCUCGGCCAUCAUGAUGAAGCUCUGGCCGUGGCAGAAAGAGGACGGACAAGGGCGUUUGCAGAUCUCCUGGUGGAACGGCAAACAGGACAGCAGGACUCUGACCCCUACUCCCCGGUCACUAUCGAUCAGAUCUUAGAGAUGGUUAACGGCCAGAGGGGACUUGUGCUUUACUAUUCCCUGGCAGCGGGCUACCUGUACAGCUGGCUGCUUGCUCCUGGGGCAGGAAUUCUGAAGUUUCAUGAACACUACCUGGGAGACAACGCAGUGGAAAACUCCAGUGACCUCCAGACGGGCAGCAGCACAGCCCUUCCCACAGCCACGAGCUCGGCCCUGGAGCAGCACAUUGCCAGCGUGCGGGAGGUCCUGGGCGUGGAGUCCUACUACUCGAGGGCCUGUGCCAGCAGCGAGACCGAGAGUGAAGCUGGAGACAUCAUGGACCAGCAGUUCGAGGAGAUGAACAACAGGCUCAACUCGGUCACCGACCCCACUGGCUUUCUUCGGAUGGUUCGCCGCAACAACCUCUUUAACAGGAGCUGCCAGAGCAUGACCAGCCUGGUCGGCAAUGCCGCGUCGCCCGUCAAGGACGGGACCUCCUCUCUUCCCAGGAGGCAGAGCUCGUUCGCCAGGCCACCGCUCCGCGCCCUGUACGACCUGCUCGUGGCACCCAUGGAAGGGGGCCUGAUGCACUCCAGCGGCCCGGUGGGCCGGCACCGGCAGCUGGUCCUGGUCCUGGAGGGGGACCUCUACCUCAUCCCAUUCGCCCUCCUGAAGGGAAGCUCCUCCAACGAGUACCUGUACGAGCGCUUCGCACUCAUCGCCGUCCCCUCCAUCCGCUCCCUCAGCCCGCAGGCCAAGUCUCACCUGAGGAAGAGCCCGCCCACCUAUUCCAGCUCCACGUCCAUGGCAGCAGUGGUUGGCAACCCCAAGCUGCCAUCGGCGGUGAUGGACAGGUGGCUGUGGGGCCCGAUGCCGUCAGCCGAGGAGGAAGCCUACAUGGUGUCCGAGCUGCUGGGCUGCCAGCCGCUGGUGGGCAGCGUGGCCACCAAGGAGCGGGUCAUGAGCGCCCUGACACAGGCCGAGUGCGUCCACUUCGCCACCCACAUCUCUUGGAAACUGUCGGCCUUGGUCCUCACGCCCAGUGUGGACGGCGCCCCUGCAGGCGGCAAGAGCUCCUUCGGCCACCCCUACACCAUCCCUGAGUCCCUGCGGGUGCAGGAUGACGCCAGCGACGGCGAGAGCAUCUCAGACUGCCCGCCGCUGCAGGAGCUGCUGCUCACGGCCGCCGACGUCCUGGACCUGCGGCUGCCCGUCAAGCUGGUGGUGCUCGGCUCCUCCCAGGAGUCCAGCAGCAGGAUCACGGCCGACGGGGUGGUGGCGCUGACUCGGGCCUUCCUGGCGGCGGGCGCUCAGUGUGUCCUCGUGUCUCUGUGGCCCGUGCCUGUGGCCGCUUCCAAGAUGUUCCUGCACGCCCUGUACUCGUCCCUGCUGAACGGCCUGAAGGCCAGCGCGGCCCUGGGCGAGGCCAUGAAGGUGGUGCAGAGCAGCAAGGCCUUCUCACACCCCUCCAACUGGGCAGGGUUCAUGCUUAUCGGCAGCGAUGUGAAGCUCAACAGUCCCUCUUCGCUCAUCGGUCAGGCCCUCACUGAGAUCCUCCAGCACCCAGAGCGCGCGCGGGACGCCCUGCGCGUGCUGCUGCACCUGGUGGAGAAGUCGCUGCAGCGCAUUCAGAACGGGCAGCGCAACGCCAUGUACACAUCCCAGCAGAGCGUGGAGAACAAAGUGGGCGGCAUCCCUGGCUGGCAGGCGCUCCUCACCGCCGUGGGCUUCCGGCUGGACCCCCCGGCCAGCGGCCUGCCAGCGGCCGUCUUCUUCCCAACCUCUGACCCGGGCGACCGGCUCCAGCAGUGCAGCAGCACCAUCCAGUCCCUGCUGGGUCUGCCCAACCCUGCCCUCCAAGCCCUCUGCAAGCUCAUCACAGCCUCGGAGACAGGCGAGCAGCUCAUCAGCCGGGCUGUUAAAAAUAUGGUUGGAAUGCUCCACCAGGUGCUGGUGCAGCUGCAGGCCGGCGAGAAGGAGCAGGACUUCGCCGCGGCGCCCAUCCAGGUCUCCAUCAGCGUCCAGCUGUGGCGGCUCCCCGGCUGCCACGAGUUCCUGGCGGCUCUAGGUUUUGAUCUCUGUGAGGUCGGUCAGGAGGAAGUAAUCCUGAAAACCGGGAAACAAGCCAAUCGACGGACCAUGCACUUUGCGCUCCAGGCCUUGCUCGCGCUCUUCGAUUCCACCGAGCUGCCCAAGCGCCUCAGCCUGGACAGCUCGUCCUCCCUGGAGUCGCUGGCCUCGGCCCAGUCUGUCUCCAACGCUCUGCCCCUGGGCUACCAGCACCCUCCUUUCUCCCCGACUGGGGCAGAGAGCAUAGCCUCAGACGCCAUCUCUGUGUACAGCCUGAGCUCCAUCGCCUCCUCCAUGAGCUUCGUCUCCAAGCCUGAUGGGGGGUCAGAAGGUGCGGUCCCUCGGGGACGGCAGGACUACGAGCGGUCCAAGAACACCUACCCACCGCGCGCCGCCCUGCCCCGGAGCCCGCUGUCCCCGCCCGCCCGCCCUGCAGGCGCCAAGGACGAGGAGGAGUACGAGGGGUUCUCCAUCAUUAGCACGGAGCCCUUGGCAGCCUCCCAGGAGGACCCACCGACGGGCUUCUCACCCGACCACAAGCAGUCCCGCGUGGGGACAGCAGGCGGCGUCAAAGUCUCGGUGAGCUCAAGCACUCCAAACUCUCCUGUUAAAAUGACUCUGAUUCCCAGCCCAAACUCACCCUUCCAGAAAGUUGGAAAACUAGCAAGUUCAGAUACGGGAGAAUCAGACCAGUCGAGCACAGAAACAGAUAGUACCGUGAAGUCCCAAGAAGAAAGUAACUCGAAGCUUGACCCUCAAGAGCUGGCGCAGAAGAUUCUCGAGGAGACACAAAGCCAUCUCAUGGCAGUGGAGCGUCUUCAGAGGGGUGGCGGUCAGGGCGCCAGUUCUGAAGAUGGCGUCUCUGUGCCCAACAGCGCUGCCGUCUUCCGAGCAUCCGAAACCAGCGCCUUCAGCAGGCCCGCCCUCUCCCACCAGAAGAGCCAGACGUCGUCGUCGCCAGUCACCAUCAAACCAAAGCCCCCAGCCAGGAGCUCCUCCCUCCCCAAGGUGAGCUCGGGGCACAGCAGCCCCACCGCCUCCGAGGCAUCCGCCAAAGACAGCCCGAGCCAGCACAGCGGCCGGCCGUCGCCCGGCUCCGACUCGCAGACCUCCCUGAGUGACCAGCCUCUCUUCAAGCUGAAGUACCCCAGCUCCCCCUACAGCGCUCACAUCUCCAAAUCUCCAAGGAACAUGUCCCCCAGCUCAGGCCACCCGUCUCCCGCGGGAAGCGCACCGUCCCCGGCUCUCUCCUACUCCUCGGCGGGCUCCGCGCGGUCCAGCCCCGCCGACCACCCCGACCUCGACAAGCUGAAGAUGGCGGCCAUCGACGAGAAGGUGCAGGCCGUCCACAACCUGAAGAUGUUCUGGCAGAGCACACCCCAGCACUCCACGGGACCAAUGAAAAUACUCCGGGGGGCCCCUGGAACCAUGACUUCCAAGAGAGAUGUCCUCAGCCUAUUAAAUUUGUCACCUCGGCACAACAAGAAGGAGGAGGGCGCAGACAAGCUGGAACUCAAGGAGCUGUCUUUGCAGCGACGUGGAGAAACACCCCCCAAAGCCCCGCCCAACGGACACUGGCACACGGAGACCACCUCGCUGAGCACGCUGCCGCUGCCCGCCCGCCCACCUGCCCCGGCUCCCACGCGCCCUCUGAGACUUCCUUCUGGAAACGGCUACAAGUUUCUGUCCCCAGGAAGAUUUUUUCCUUCCUCUAAAUGCUAAAGCAUCUUCUGUGCCCACCGACAGCAACCCGGAGCGCAGCGGCCCAGCCGGGCUCUCCGCACUCACUCGGCUGCCCUGCAUGCGCCGCCCGCCCAGACGCCCCGCCCGCUGGUGGCCCCCGGGGACUCUGGGCAGAUUCACCAAAAGCCAGGACUAAUGUGGAGCUGGUACAGGAUGUGCACGGAAUUUUCUACACACGUCACCAAAUGUUUACCUGUGAGCUCCCUCUUCUCCUCAUCUUUGAUGCGAUUCAACAGGACUUUUGUACAAAAAUGGUCAAGGUUCUGGGGCGGGGGAGGAGAGGGAGUACCUAUUUUGCUAAGAGGUAUAUAUGCAGUACCUUUAUACACAGAAUACAGAGCUUUUGUAAGGCUUUCAGGUGCUGGUUGGGGGUGGGAUGUAUAAAAUCUAAGUUGAAUUCUACAUGAAAGUGUUGUUAUAAACUUGCCAAAAAACAGGAUACCGGUUUUAAAAAUGCCAAUGAUUUGUAAUUAAAUUGUAGCAAUUCUGGUCUCACGGUACUGUAACAUCAUAGAACCGAUGCAAUAAUUCACCUGGAAAUAGUGCUUCCGUCCUGAACUCUGCUCUCCUGAGCUCUACAAAUGUCCUUGGAGCCCCAUGGUCAACCAAACUUGAAAAUUUUUGUAACUCCUAUCCAGGCAUUUUAGAACUAUGCAAUUGUGAUUUAAAAUGCAACUUUGUGCUUUUAAAACAUUACUGACCUUUUUUGUACAUGGAUAAACAACUUGGUUUUGUUAUCAAUAGUACUUUGCAUUUAUAGCUAUUAUUUUUAAAAGCUCAAAAAGUUUUUUAAAACGUCAAAUUUUGAAUAGUCAUCAAUAAGUAAUUAUCAAAUUUUGGGGGGGGGGGGAGUUUGAAAUUAUUCAGUUUCCUUAGAAGAAAAAAAUAGCAAAAAAAAAAAAAAACAAACUCAUGGCUAACUAGAUUUAACCAGAAUCUAGCCUUCCAGCUCCUAUCCCUUUACUUCCUGCUUAAUUUUAAUUAUCUUUUCCCAACUCCAGGCUUCAAACACCCCUCCUAUCUACAUCUGCUGCCAGGUUCCCACCGUCCCAGCACCUCCCACCUGUGAACUGCAUGUGACCCCUGUCUUGGUGUGACCGGUGCCCCUGGCUCCUGUGGUCUGAGGACAGACCCUUACUGUCCACGGCCUCAGAAGCAGGGCCCUCUGCUGGGAUAUGUACCUCUGAGUUACUGCUCAACAGGGAGAGAGGGUCUUAAAUGUGUUGUCAUAGGGGGAAAAAAAAGAAAAGAGGGACUCUUUCUCCAGCUAUGAUGGUUCCCUGAUACUGCCGCCAGCCAGGAUGAGACAAAAGAACAGUCUAGUAGGGGUAACCAUUAACUUAUUUUAUAAGGAAAGGAAAUGCUGAAAAUCAUGUCAGUGCCAAGUGCAGUUGGAGAACAUAAGCCACUUUUAGGUAAUUCUCAAGUGGAAAUCCUACUUACUACCUCCUCACUGUGAAGGUCCAUCCCACGAAGGCAGCAGCCUCUCGUCCUGGGACACCAGCCACGGGGAGAGGACAGCGGGGCCUGGCAGCAGCCUCACGACGACACCCGGCGGGGUUAACCUCGGGGAGGCCUCAUUUGAUUCACACACACUGACCACCUGUCUAUUAGUCCUCACUGUUCUCUGCAAAGAGGGAAAGAUAAUAUAUACUCAAUCUCUCUUACUCUCCUGAGCUGCAUCAUAGAAACUUUUUGUGUUUAACCCAACAGCCAUGUUGACAAAAGCAAGGAAGUCCCUCCCAUCCUAACCCCGAUCCCAACACUGGAAGAGAAAUACUUUUAUCAAGAAGCAAGCAACUAUGAGGCUGUCUUUAUGUCUUUUGUAAAUGAUAAUAAAAGUACCAAUGUAGCAAAUGAAAGCCAAGCUUAUAGCACUGUGCAUUUAGAUAGCAAAAUCAGGUUCUCAAUAACAAGAAACAAACCUCAAAAGUGAAUUUCUGAAUCCGCACACAUGUAGACAGUUAGGCUCGUCCUUUCUCAGCACCUCUCAGCCUCUUUCCCAAGUGCCAAGGAGCCCCGGAGGAAAGGCCGGUCUGUGCUCCGGCCCCGGGUGCCCACCUCCAGCACAGCCCCCUACCACCCGGACCGCUUCUCCUGGUUACCAAGCCAGCUGGAAGGACUCAUGGGCUCCGGCCCCGGGUGCCCACCUCCAGCACAGCCCCCUACCACCCAGACCACUUCUUCUGGUUACCAAGCCAGCUAGGAGGACUCGUGGACCCUGAUUUGGCUUUAGUCUAAGUACAUUUGUUGUUGUAGGUUUCAUGUUCAAAAGCCAAAUGGAAUAUAUGAUUUUUUUUGGGGGGGGGUCCUGGAUAUAAGCUUCAAUGAAGGAAAGCAAAGAUGAUAAAAUCAAGACCAAUUGCCACUUCUUUCUGUUUACUGUCAGUCUUGGUGUUUUCUAUUCAAGUGAAACGGAUGUAAAAUCCAAGUGAAUUUUUUAGACUUCCCUGAAAAAAGGAUGCACUUAAAAAUUAUGUGAGAUUGUAAAAUUUGCAGAUUUCUUUGUACAGAUCAGGGGUUGGCAAAUGACCUCCAGGCUAAAUCUGGUCAGAGGCCUGGAUUUUUACAGCCAAGAGCUAGCAAUGGAUUUUACAUUUUAAAAUAUUUAUAUAAGUAUCUACAUAAUAUUGUGAUUUUUACCUCUUGGUCCACAGAGCCUCUUAUGAAAACGUUUUGCUGACUCCUGGUCCACAUGGCAGAAAACACCUGGCUCACGUUCUGUUUCUAGGCUCGGAAAGCGGACGUCAGGCUGUGGACAGACUGACGGGGUGUGUGGGAACCCGAGCCCUGUGGAGGGGAGGGACGGGCCCUGGAGGAGUCCUUGGCUCCCUGCCCCACGUGGAAGGGGUCGCUGGGUCACUGUAUGCAGACAGCAUUGGACAGGACUUCUUUUUCAGCUCAGGAAACUGGAACCCCUGCCCCUGCUCCAUCAGACGCAAAUACGCAGGCAAUAAAACCUCCCUCUCCUACAAACCCUGGCAGUAGAUCUUACUUCUCACCAGUGGGCCAUGCAGGCAGGUCUGCACACUUCACUCAUCUUAAGAGUCCAUUUACCAAGACACAGUGAGCCACUCAAGCUUGCGUUCUGAUGCGUGUAGAGAAACGAGAAUGUUCUCGCCUCCACCCACUCCCAACAGUCCCCAGCCCACACGCUGCCGUACAUGCGUCCAUAUCUGCCCGGCUGCCCAGGGGAGGCCGGCAGGUGGUCGCCGCCGCGGGUGCCCAGCAGUCCCUGUCCCGCAUCCCAGCCACAAGGAGAACCGCCACUUCGCUAGUUUCAGCUCAGGCUGGGAAAAAAACCACCACACGAUAAUCGGGCUUGCUUUUAGUCAGUAGGCAGAAUGUGAAAACUGUGUAAUUUUCAUCACAUAUUUUGUUCUUUUACCUAAAAGAACUUGUACAUGUGCUUUGUGAACUGGGCCCCCAUCUGUGCCAGGUCCUCCAGAGAUGCCGCGUGGAAGGACACACGUGGCCACGUCUCCCUGCGCACAUGCCUUCCCCACGUGGCACUCAUGCCCCUGUAUGCAGUGUUAGCCACCCUUGGCCUAUGUGGACUUUUUUUUUUUUUUUUGUAAAUGACAGUUUCCAGAUGGCAUUAAACUUUUUAUAUUAUGAAAUUUACCAUGUAAAAAGAACUUGGUAUUUUUAUUGAGAUUGCUAAGGCACUUGGCCUUCCUUUGUGACUUCCGUGUCUAUUAAAGCAUGAGUUCCCUUGGUUUUAA
This is a messenger RNA of Bubalus bubalis (water buffalo), 16083 nucleotides long. RefSeq names its product tetratricopeptide repeat domain 28 (gene TTC28). Gene Ontology annotation, molecular function: protein binding. The record is from RefSeq and is a predicted model, not a curated record. The transcript has 22 exons. Bases 5261 to 12337 code for a protein of 2358 amino acids. Lineage: Eukaryota; Metazoa; Chordata; Mammalia; Artiodactyla; Bovidae.